ACCAGUUGGCAACAGAGACGAUGAAAAACACCCCCGUUCCCUAAACAGCCCAAAACACACACGUGUCUUUAAAGCCUAACACAAAACAUCCUUGCUUUUUGUUAAAUAGUGAUGGUGUGACAGACUGGAUACAAGUUUUUGACAUUUCUAGAAAAGUUUGGAAAGAAAUAUUGCUUGGUGAUCAGUCGAUAUCCAACAGAAACCAUGGGUUGCUGUCAAAACAGGGAUCGUUGUUGUUCCAUUUGGAGAAUCGUUCAGUCUUCACUUGGAAUAUUUAUUGGCAUUUCCACAGCCUUUGUUUUCUAUCACAAUUUUGGAAAUGCUCAAGCAGCUGGCUGGGCACUUACAUCAGGUGUAUUUGCAGCGGCUGCCCUACAUUUAGCAAUUCUCAUCCACAAGAAAACAAUACAUAGUUGGUAUACAGUUUUGCAUUUAAGGAAUAUUCAGCUUUUAGCUUUUCUACUGACUGACAUCAGUAUUGCAGUCUUCGCAUGGUAUCUAUUCUAUGCAGCUUAUUACAAAAUUCCCAUGGUGCCAGUUGACAAUAGUGCUAUUGUCACCUCCGUAUGGGUUUUCAUGACUGCCAAAUGGACCUUUCUUGUUUGGUUGUUUGCAAGACUUGCCAUCAGGGAAAAAGAAGAGUAUGAACUUACCUCUGACAGUGAUAGUACUUGAGAUUUUUAUUUGUUUUUAUCUGAUCUGAAUGUUUAACCUAAUAUUCAUUACAAAUAUACUUAAUCUCUUAAACAACUUAAGUUUCAUAUUAAUUUAACUUAUUUGAAUGUUUCUUAUUAAUCUAGACCAAACAAUUUAAGGUGGAGUAUCAGACCAAAUUUUCUUGUAUUGGCGCUUGAUUGAGGUGCAUAUACCAAAGCCCUUACACAAACAAUGGGUAAGUAAAAACGAUUCGAAUAAACCAAGUGGAAAGAUUACAAUCUACCCAUAAAGCCAUCUCACUAAUGUACAAGAUGAACGUCACAGGUAGAGUGCACUCUGAAAGAGAAAAAGUACACGAGGGCGCAGUCUUCAAAGAUUAAACUUAAGAUAUCGUAGUUCUUCUUCAGGUAUCAUCCAAUAGUGGGGAACGCGCUAAAAUUUCGUGUUGCAAGAGAAGAAAAAUCUGCACAAAUAGAAGUCAACAAGAUACAAGCGAGCACAAGCUGUCAAAAGACAACUUGGUGCUGGAUAACAAGGUCAAAACAAGUUGAUAAAGUCCCAACCAAACACUUGCUUUUCUCCUGAACUCUUUUCUA
This is a messenger RNA of Daphnia pulex (common water flea), 1253 nucleotides long. RefSeq names its product heme transporter hrg-1-like. The coding region runs from base 205 to 675 and encodes 156 amino acids. Gene Ontology annotation, molecular function: heme transmembrane transporter activity; heme binding. The record is from RefSeq and is a predicted model, not a curated record. NCBI's taxonomy places the organism in Eukaryota, Metazoa, Arthropoda, Branchiopoda, Diplostraca, Daphniidae. Gene Ontology annotation, cellular component: lysosomal membrane; plasma membrane. The transcript is spliced from 5 exons. Gene Ontology annotation, biological process: heme transport.